Messenger RNA from Orbicella faveolata, 2172 nucleotides. Its product is annotated as hemicentin-1-like. The record is from RefSeq and is a predicted model, not a curated record. NCBI's taxonomy places the organism in Eukaryota, Metazoa, Cnidaria, Anthozoa, Scleractinia, Merulinidae.
CGAAGAUUUUGGUAAGGGUUUUGGGAAGCUGGCCGCACACCCCCCACCAAAUGUUUCCGGCCGGGAGGCUCAUAUAGGUAGCUUGGGAGAGUAUGACUAAUGACUUGGGUGGUUUUGCCAGUUACAAAUGUUUUUAAGUGUGUACGUGAUAAAUCUACAUUAGCAGUUGGAGUUGAGCCAGUUCAUGUCGUGAGUUUGCGUGUGGCAAGGUCAUGAACACCACGAAGGGUUAGAGUUACGCCGGAACUGUGAGUCAUAUGUCAGCCUUCAACUUCCGCCAUGCAAAAAGGUAUUCAGUUCCCCUGGUCUAAUGCCAAUAUAAGUGUAAAAGGCGGUAAUCUGAUUUUCUGGGUUGACACUGAAUUCCCGGGACUGACAGACUAAACAGCAGGGAGAAGUCGAGCUGUUCAUGCAAGGUCCAAUUCUAGUGCGAUGAUUCUUCGUUUCCUGUCGAAAGCGUUGUUGGUGUUCGUUCUGGUUCUUGUACUAAACUGCGAAGCACAGCCAUGCUCAGUUUCUGACAUCCGUGAUAAGACAGGAAACGUGCCUAAGGUUGUUGACGUCAUCGCAGGAAAGGAUGUUCGACUUACUUGCCAGGUUAAAAAAAAUGGUGUAGUCACUACCUGGCUUAAGAAUAACAAGACAAUUAGUCCAUCGGACCAUCCGAGGAUGAGACUCAAAUUGAACAAAUUCUUAAAGAUAAAGAGAGUUCAAAAAGACGACGCUGGAUUCUACACGUGUGUAGCUGAGAAUGACUGCGGAAGAAAUACGUAUACUUUGCAGCUUUUUGUUGGAACUGCUCCGAAAUUCACAGUACCACCGGAUGAGCUAUCGCGCAGCCUACUCGUAUUACCAACCGGCAACUCAGUGAGGCUGGACUGUUCUGCCGAAGGGCAUCCUCGUCCUACCGUGACAUGGUAUAAAGACGGGACGCGGUUUCUGAAGAGAAAAGGUGGAAGCAGAAUCUACUUGGGUCGAUGGACACUCUUGCUAACCAUGAAGGACUUAGUACCGACUGACACUGGGAAGUAUACCUGUAAUGUGAGCAACGCGUAUGGAUGGAUCAACCAUACUUAUUAUGUGGAUGUUCACGAACGAUCUAGAGCUGAGCCACUGGUUCUGCCGAUGGAUAACGUGACGGUUUAUGAGGGCGAAAACGCCACCUUACUGUGUAAAGCGUUCAGUGAUUCGAUGCCUCAUUUCCAGUGGCUGCGAUGGCAUUCAUCUCCUUCAAACAGUACGACCAACAGUACAAUCGAACAUCCACACUACGAAGUAAUUAAACGUAACGUACAAGAUUCAAACCAUCAUUUAGUUUUUCCACCAACCAACAACAAGUUUGAUUUCCAUGGAGUGAAGCUGACUUUGGUUAAUGUAACUAAGAAGGACGAAGGAAAAUACGCUUGCAUUGUGGGAAAUGCGGUCGGUUACGCCGUGGAGCUGGCCUACAUCAUUGUUUACAGACAGAACGGUAAGUAAUCAUUGCUAAUUGUGAAUGAGUGGCACAGUUUUCUCACUUUCGGAAUUCUUUGACUUUUUCCUGCCACUUUACGAAGCUAUCAAACCGGAACAUUACUCAAACCAGCAUCCACGUUUAUCGAAAAAGAAAAACAAGUUUGAUUUCCAUGGAGUGGAGCUAAUUUUGGUUAACAACAAAGAAGCAUGAAGGAAAAUACGCUUGCAUUGUGGAAAAUGCAUUGGGUUACGCCAUAGAACAAGCCUAAACCAUUGUCUGCAGACUAAACCGUAAGUAAUUGCCUGGGCAGGCUUUCCGGGCAGAGCCGGAAAGCCGAGGAGGCACCAUAGAAUCCGCGCGUGUAUGAAGAAAUGGAUAUAAAUAUUGUAGAGGUUAGAAAAUCGAUUUGACCAAACUUUGGCGAGUCUAAGCGUAGCGGGUAAUUUUUCAGCAUGCAGAUAAAGUGCUCUGGGUAAUUUAUUUCACGAGGUUGCUUCGGCAGGUCCUUCGGGAGUAUUCUGUGCGCCCUCAAGAACGGUUAAUCCAAACGUAACCUUUUAAAAGUGCCUUGCUUCUGACAUUGAUUUCUUUCAAGUUAUUGAGCAGUACUGGAAAUAAUUUUGCCUUACACAACUUGAUUUGUAAGACAUGUAUCAGCCACGGGGUAGACGACAGACUCGAUCGAAAAACACAACACGCAGACAGAUCAGAAUCUC